Molecule: messenger RNA, 789 nt
Organism: Symbiodinium natans
Lineage: Eukaryota; Dinophyceae; Suessiales; Symbiodiniaceae
Source: the annotation of a GenBank genome assembly
AUGCUGCCCAAGUUGGGUGGACGAAGCUCAUUUCCAUUGUUCCCGUCGGUAUUUGGUCCCGCUGCACUUCAUGUGGUGGAUUUCCCGGAAGAUCACAAGGCAUCCAACUGUGGAGGCGGCAGAUUCCAGACAGAGGAAACCUCAGUCCCUGAAGGAGGGGACAACUCCUCUGUAGCGGAGAUCAAUGAGGAUGACAUCGACUUUGACGAUGACAUCUCCUUCUUGUCAGAUUUCUCACAGAGAGGAUGUCUGAUCCAAGCGGUCAAUGACAUCAUUUCCCAGAGCCGAUUGGCCAUCGCUGCCAGAACCUCCACCGAGAGACCCGAGGGCAAUCCUGAGGACGGCACUUUCGACAUCAUCUCGAGAGGCUUCGAAGAGUUGGUGGGUUACUCGCGAACAGAACUACGCAGCAAGGAGCUGAUGCGGCUGUUGUCGCCCGACAGCUGGCUGUCUUUCCAGUGCGAGAGCCAACUGAACAUGGCUUUGGCCACUCAGACAGGUGAUGCAUCGAUGCGGUGCGUACUUCGCCGAAAAACCGGCGAGCUGGUCGCCACCAUUGUCACGAAGCGGGCUUUCACCAUUUCCUUGGCAGACCACGGCCUGCAAGACCUGCAUGUCGUACUGACCAUGCAUGUUGAGGAGCCGCUGGAAGCCAGCUGGCCACUGCACCAUCUCCCGGGUCCAUCUUCUGAUGCUGCAGGGAUCGCGGAAGAAGCUGUUGCCGACUUGCAGGACUUGCAGUCGGAGGUGAUGACUUGUGUGAUGGGCAAAGUCAUGGCCAAGAACUAG